CCUGACUCAUUCCUAGUUUCUCCUGACUCCAAACCCAUCGCCCACGCUCCCGAAAAUCUUCUCAACCCGGAGACCAAUCUUAGAGCUUGGCUAACGAAUCCGCAUCGAGUGGACGGGGACGUGGGAUUGAGUGCUGUAAGACGGAUGAAUAAAACUGACGCUUUCCGUCCAUCGCGGGAAAGAUCGUCUUAAGAGCCUCGGGAGGACAUCUGUCGACAUGCCUGUGGCUGCUGCCCACACUGAUUCGGCAAUGCAGCAAGUGCUGGACAACCUGAGCGAGCUGCCCAACUCAACCGGAGCCAACGACCUGGACUUACUCUUCCUCAGAGGCAUCAUGGAGAGCCCAAUUGUACGAUCACUGGCUAAGGCUCACGAGAAGUUGGAGGAGACUAAGCUGGAAGCCGUCAGGGACAAUAACCUGGAACUGGUGAAGGAGAUCAUCGAAGACAUCACUCCCAUCACCAAGGCCAGCGAGACAGCAGCCGAGCUCACCCAGAUUCUACAAGAACCGCACUUUCAGUCGCUGCUGGAAGCUCACGACUCCGUUGCAUCCAAAAACUAUGACACGCCACCACCCAGCCCGGAGUCAAUGAUGGACACGGCGCUUAACAACCAGCCCGUGCCCCCAGACGCUGUGAGGAUGGUGGGCAUUCGCAAGACCAAGGGAGAGCACCUGGGCGUUACGUUCAGGGUAGAGGGAGGAGAGCUGGUGAUCGCUCGCAUUCUCCACGGAGGCAUGAUCGACCAACAGGGCCUGUUGCACGUGGGGGACAUUAUCAAGGAGGUGAACGGCAAGGAGGUCUGCAACGACCCCAAGGUGCUCCAGGAGAUGCUCCAGAACGCCAGUGGGAGUGUCAUCCUCAAGAUCCUCCCCAGUUACCAGGAGCCGCAGCCUCCCCGACAGGUCUUCGUGAAGUGCCACUUUGAAUACGACCCCAACACUGACAACCUGAUCCCCUGCAAGGAAGCUGGUUUGAAGUUCGCCUGUGGGGACAUUCUGCAGAUUGUGAACCAAGAAGAUCUCAACUGGUGGCAGGCUUGUCACACAAAGGAGGGUGGGAGCGCAGGCCUGAUUCCUAGCCAGCUCUUGGAGGAAAAGAGGAAAGCGUUUGUCAAACGGGAUUGGGAUUUCUCCACUUCUUCAGGAGGGCUGUGUGGGAGCAUGGGGGGCAAAAAGAAGAAAAAGAUGAUGUAUCUCACGACCAAGAAUGCAGAGUUUGAUCGUCACGAGCUGCUGAUCUACGAGGAGAUGGCAAAGAUGCCUCCGUUUCAGAGAAAGACUCUGGUCCUGAUUGGAGCCCAAGGGGUUGGGAGGAGAAGCUUGAAAAACAGACUAAUCUUGUCAGAGCCCAAGCGCUUUGGAACAACCAUCCCUUUCACCUCUCGUAAGCCGAAGGACGAUGAAAAGGAUGGUCAGGUGUACACCUUCGUGUCUCGCAACGAAAUGGAAAACGAUAUCAAAGGUGGGCGUUACCUGGAGCACGGCGAAUAUGAAGGGAAUCUUUACGGCACCAAGAUUGACUCGAUCCACAGAGUCGUGGAAUCCGGAAAGAUUUGCAUCUUGGAUGUGAACCCACAGGCUUUGAAGGUCCUAAGGACAUCUGAAUUCAUGCCCUACGUGGUUUUCAUUGAGGCCCCAGAUUUGGAUACUCUCCGAGCUAUGCACAAGGCAGCCAUCGACGCUGGAGUCACCACCAAACAGCUAACCGACACGGAUUUGAAGAAAACAGUGGAUGAAAGCUGCAGAAUUCAUCGAUGCUAUAAUCACUACUUCGACUACGUCAUUGGGAAUGAUAAUCUGGACAAGGCUUUUCACAAACUCCAGUCAACUAUGGAGAAACUGUGCAUAGACCCCCAGUGGGUGCCAGUUAGCUGGGUUUACUAAACGCAUCCGGAAGACGAUGGAGUCUGGUUGGAAUUGGAACAAAAACAUCAACCUUGUAGAAAAGAAGUCCUAUGGAGAAUUACCAGCGAAUUUGAAAAGGUUACAGCUGGGCACAGUCGGUUGGCCUUAGCCCUCAUAUUGUUCUGGUUAUCUCAGUCCGAUGGUUCAAUAAAAAGGGUGUUUUUUUUUUAAGGAGAAAAGUCUUUAGUCUCCUGACACCACGUUGGUGUCGGGAAACCCAGUACAGUUCGGAGGCAGUAAUCAAAGCGUGUUUUAUUUGAACUCGAACCCGUUUCACUUCGAUGGGGGAGUUUAUUGACUCAACAAAUUUCUGGGUUUAUCAAAUAGAUUUCAUGAGAUUAGUGAGUUGUUGUGAGUAUCACCCAGACGGCCCCCUAUUUUGUUGCAUUCCUUCCAAGUGAGAACAGCAGUCUUGUGAUCUGCGUUCAAACUCGGAGAUUCAGGUUUGUGCUCAAUUCAAUGUUUACCCACCAGGUGCUUGGUUUAAAAAGUCUCUUUUCUGACCUGCUUUACAAUGACAUAUGUGCAAGUAAAGAAGGUCAGACGUCACAUGGGAUUCAUCCAUCUCCUGAUUUGUUUUAUUCGUCUCCAAGGAUCACUCCAUCGGGGUAGAGGACAGGGUAGCGAGAAAUCCCACCUGGGUCUAGAUUCAGUGGCAUUUCAGUGUCCAGAAAUUUGCAAAUUGCCCACAAAACAGGCAGUUUAAUUCACUUUACAGUG
Molecule: messenger RNA, 2626 nt
Organism: Callorhinchus milii (elephant shark)
Lineage: Eukaryota; Metazoa; Chordata; Chondrichthyes; Chimaeriformes; Callorhinchidae
Product: MAGUK p55 subfamily member 2
Exons: 13
Coding region: 218-1885 (555 amino acids)
Cellular component (GO): cell-cell junction; plasma membrane
Molecular function (GO): protein binding
Source: RefSeq, a predicted model, not a curated record